Fundulus heteroclitus (mummichog) is the source of this 559-nucleotide messenger RNA. RefSeq names its product NADH:ubiquinone oxidoreductase subunit A11 (gene ndufa11). The record is from RefSeq and is a predicted model, not a curated record. The transcript has 4 exons. Gene Ontology annotation, biological process: mitochondrial respiratory chain complex I assembly. NCBI's taxonomy places the organism in Eukaryota, Metazoa, Chordata, Actinopteri, Cyprinodontiformes, Fundulidae. Bases 87 to 494 code for a protein of 135 amino acids.
GAAGAAGAAGAAGAAGAAGAAGAAGGUUUCACGCGAUAUCUUCCAUGUUGACCUUGCUACGGCAUAUCCUGUAGGUACAGAUCGUGAUGGGGUACUGGGAUGUUCCAGAUGGGACUGACUGCGUGGAGAAGACCUGGAUCACCACCAAAUUGGGCACAGCUCUGGGUCUGGUUGGUUCAGCCUAUCACAUAGUUGCAUUUCAGCCUGACUCUGCCUUGGCGGCGGUGCAGAGGGCUACCAAUGCAACAAUCACAAUGGCUUCUAUGGGAGCCAUCUUUGGAAUGGCAACAUGUCUCAGUGCUCAGGCCCGUGAAGCUCCAGAUGACCCACUGAAUUAUUUUAUUGGAGGCUGUGCCUCAGGGAUCUUCCUUGGAGCCAGGACCCACAGUGCCAUGACUGGAACGUCAGCAUGUCUGGGUCUGGGAACACUGGCCUUUUUAACAAAAGCUGGUAAAAUGGAAGGUUGGAGGAUUGUUGGACCACCAAAACUGUAGGAGGCAGACUUUCAGAUUAAACAUUGUAAAAAGGCUUAAUGUAAUAAAAUGCUUGUGAAUCUAAA